UUCAUGAAGCCGGGGGGCAACAGUUAAUUGAUAAGAAAUUGUUUGCCGUUCGCCAAUAUAAAUAUAUUAUAAUAUAAUAUAAGUGUAUUACAUGAUAAAUUGAUAAGAUUAUUGUUACCUACUAUUGCUAGUUGCUACUUUCAUCUGAACCGAUUCUGAAGUAUUUGAACAAUCAAUAGUCAUUUAUGAUUUAUACUUAAUAAUUUAAAACAAUUAGCAGAUAUUUUGAUAGUUAAGAUGUCUUCAAAUGUGAAACAUAUUAUUUUAGUGAUGUCUGGUAAAGGAGGAGUUGGUAAAUCAACUGUGAGCACUCAGUUGGCACUUGGAUUAGUAACUAAAGGAUAUCGGGUUGGCAUAUUAGACGUAGAUUUAUGUGGUCCUUCAAUACCAUAUUUAUUAAAACUAGAAAACCAAGAGGUACAUCAAUGUGAAGCUGGUUGGGUUCCAGUUUAUACGGAUGAGUCAAAAUCUUUAGGUGUCCUUUCAAUUGGAUUCUUGACCAAAUCCAGAAAUGACAGUGUUGUGUGGAGAGGACCAAAAAAGACUGCAUUCAUAAAACAAUUACUUUCUGAUGUUUUCUGGGAAGACGUUGAUUAUUUAAUUAUUGAUACACCACCAGGCACAUCUGAUGAACACAUUACAGUUAUGGAGAAUAUUAAAGAAACUCCAUGUGAUGGAGCAAUACUUGUGACGACUCCACAACAAAUUGCUUUGGAUGAUGUCAGAAAAGAGUUGUCAUUUUGUCGUAAAACUUGUAUUCCAAUACUAGGAAUAGUUGAGAACAUGAGUGGUUACGUUUGUCCUAAUUGUGCUGAGUGUACAAAUUUGUUUUCAUCCAACGGUGGAAAAUCUUUAGCUGAACAUUUCCAAGUUCCUUUUUUAGGAACUGUACCAAUAGAUCCAAGAGUAUCCUCCGAGACAUCAAAAUAUGUCGGUUUAACUCAUCCUGAAUCACAAAUAGCUGUAUCUUAUAACUCAAUUGUUGACCGUGUAAUAAAUCCAAACUGAUUAACCUAA
Messenger RNA from Aphis gossypii (cotton aphid), 1017 nucleotides. It is a transcript of the gene Nubp2, whose product is annotated as cytosolic Fe-S cluster assembly factor NUBP2 homolog. Gene Ontology annotation, biological process: iron-sulfur cluster assembly. The record is from RefSeq and is a predicted model, not a curated record. Gene Ontology annotation, molecular function: ATP-dependent FeS chaperone activity; 4 iron, 4 sulfur cluster binding; ATP binding. The coding region runs from base 238 to 1008 and encodes 256 amino acids. Lineage: Eukaryota; Metazoa; Arthropoda; Insecta; Hemiptera; Aphididae. The transcript has 6 exons. Gene Ontology annotation, cellular component: cytosol.